Molecule: messenger RNA, 810 nt
Organism: Aspergillus puulaauensis
Lineage: Eukaryota; Fungi; Ascomycota; Eurotiomycetes; Eurotiales; Aspergillaceae
Product: dienelactone hydrolase family protein
Exons: 1
Coding region: 1-810 (269 amino acids)
Molecular function (GO): hydrolase activity
Source: RefSeq, a predicted model, not a curated record
AUGUCCUUCUCUACCUGCUGUCUCAAAACCUUCAAAUGGAACGGCACCCCAACAGGCCAAAUCGGCACCCUCGCCAAUAACCAAGCCUACAUCGCCAGCCCUACCACAACGAACCCUAAUAAUAAUCCCAAAUCCACGACUGCAAUCCUAAUAGUCCACGACCUCCUCGGCUGGACAUUCCCCAACGCCCGCCUCCUCGCAGACCACUACGCCUCCGAAGCAAACGCAACAGUCUACAUCCCCGACUUCUUCGGCGACGAGGUCCUCCCCUUCGAGCCCUUACUCGCGGGCCGGUUCCACGAGGUUGAUCUACCGGCGUUUAGGGCGAGGAACGCCCGGGAGAUCCGGGAGCCGGAGAUUUUUAAAUGCGCCCGGGCGCUGCGUGGAAAGUACGAUGUUGUUGUUGCUGUCGGGUUCUGUUAUGGCGGCUGGGCGGUUUUUAGACUUGGGGCGCAGCAGUAUAUCAAUCAUGAUGGGAUAGAGGGGAGACCGAGAGCGCUUGUUGAUGCUAUCACGGCGGCACAUCCUAGUCUUCUAACGAAGGAGGAUAUCGAUGGGGUUACGGUGCCUGUGCAGAUUCUGGCGCCGGAGCUAGAUCCGAUAUUUACGCCGGAGUUGAAGGGGUAUACGUUUGAGUCGUUGCAGAGGAGAGGGGUACCGUUUGACUGGCAGCAUUUUCCGGGCGUUGAGCAUGCGUGUAUGACGCGGGGAGAUGAGAAUAAGCCUGGUGAGAGGAGGGCGCUGGAGACGGGGAAGAAUGCAGCUGUUGCGUGGGUGAAGCAGGUUGAGAUAUCCGUUGAGCAAUCUUAG